UUGCGAAUCUAAACGUUGAAAAUUCCUUAGAAAUUGGCUAGCUAAACUUCGAUAACACUAUAAUAACCGUUUGGCGUUUACUUUAUUGAUAACACUUACAACUAAUAAUCUUUUGUUUUCUUAUUGACUGAAAUUUAUAAGUUGAUUCAGUGACUGUGGACCAAAUCUAAGUGUGUGUUUCUAUAGACACUGCAAUUCUUAAAUUUCUGUAUUUACAAACGGAUACACCCAAGUUUCAAGUAGCUAAGAAUAAAAACCGAUUUAAAUUAAGAAAUAACCUCACAACGCUAACGCUAUCAUGGCUUUCGCCGGGCUCAAGAAGCAGAUCAACAAAGCUAAUCAGUAUGUCACAGAAAAAAUGGGUGGUGCUGAAGGAACAAAAUUGGAUUUGGAUUUCAUGGAAAUGGAAAGAAAAACAGACGUGACGUGUGAGCUGGUUGAAGAGCUUCAGAUAAAGACGAAAGAAUUCCUACAACCGAAUCCAACGGCGCGAGCGAAGAUGGCAGCCGUGAAGGGGAUCAGCAAGCUGAGUGGGCAGGCCAAGAGCAACACUUAUCCCCAGCCCGAGGGUGUUCUCGGAGACUGUAUGCUUUUGUACGGAAAGAAACUCGGCGAGGACACAGUCUUCUCGCAAUGUCUGAUUGAGAUGGGUGAGGCCAUGAAACAGAUGGCCGACGUAAAGUAUUCGCUCGACGAUAACAUCAAGCAGAGCUUCCUCGAGCCGCUACACCAUCUGCAGACGAAAGAUCUCAAAGAAGUUAUGCAUCACCGAAAGAAACUGCAGGGACGUAGGCUGGACUUUGACUGCAAGAGACGUCGCCAGGCCAAAGGUGUCAGGAUCGGACCGUAUGCCAGUCCAAGCCACGACGACGAGAUCCGACAGGCCGAGGAGAAGUUUGCGGAGUCGCUUCAGCUAGCACAGAUUGGAAUGUUCAAUCUGCUAGACAAUGACGUGGAGCAAGUAGCACAACUCAGCUUCUUUGCCGAGGGUCUCCUGGAGUACCACCAGCAAUGCACGGAGAUUCUGCAAGGACUCGUGUCCACCCUCAUGGAAAAGAAGGAGGAAGCAAUAAGCCGGCCGAAGUUAGAGUUCGUGCCGAAGACGCUAACGGACCUUCACAUCGAGGGCAUCCACGAUCUCAACCACGGUAAACGAUACGGCUCCACGCAGAGCCUGUCCAACCACCGCGUUAGACCUACCCAACCAUCCCACACCUCCUCGCUCGCCGACCUCUCCUCCCCCGACCCACUCAAAGCCUGGGACCGCCCCGCUCCCGCCUUCAGGCCCCACCCCGCACCUAGGACCAAUGGACGUGACCCGUGGACAGCGUCUCCGCUCCCGUCGCCCGUGAAGUCCCCCGCUCGAACGCCGGUGGCCCAGCCCAAGGGACCUUGCUGCACCGCUCUCUACGACUUCGAAGCGGAGAACGAGGGAGAACUGGGAUUCAAGGAGAACGACGUGAUCACGCUGAUCAACAAAGUGGACGAGAACUGGUUCGAGGGCAGCGUGCACGGCAAGACGGGCUACUUCCCCAUCAGCUACGUGCAGGUCACCGUGCCGCUGCCCAACAUGUAAUCUCCGCCGCCCACCAUGCCCCACUCACCGCACUCGGCAACACAUCCAUUCUUAAACACACCAUAAAAAAUUAGGCAAUUCGCUAAGACACCUGAGAUUGAGAAACUAAGAGUUGAGUGUGAGUUAUACCUCUUCGCCAGUGAGACACUUAACCUCUGUGCACUAUAACUAUUGCGCCCAAAAGUAGCCACACGGAUGCGCCGUAAUAUGGCCGCCUCAGUUGUCACAAUGGUCACACACACAUCGCUUUUAAAAUGGCCGCCAUGUUGUCACAAUGGCCACACACACACACACAUAUGCCCUUUAUAUGUAUAUCGUCGCAGAAAUAUAAGUUUCAAACCCGUUUCGGUUGGUUUUUUGUUUAUUGUCAAAUAAUCUCUUAUACAAGAUGAAAUUUAUCUCAGUAAUCUGUCAAGUAAAUAAUAUUUUAUACAUUUAUUUUUAAAUCCUAUGUAUUUUGUAGUUUUAGUUUUUACUGUCAUAUAGUAGUUAUAGAGCCAAAGAUCAAUGACUUUAGUCAAGUGUUUCAAUUCGUUACCAAUGGAUGUGUUGCCGCGACACCUUUCAUGUCGCAGUAUUAAUAUGUAGAAAAUUUAAUAUUUGAAGUUAAUCGUGUCAAAAGCUCAAUGUGUAUAUGUAUUUGACUUAUUCAUACAGAGUAUCCGACUGUUUCAUCACUAACAUAACCUUUUGUUUGAGCUGGUCUUCCGUACGCUAAGGCUCAGAACACACGAAGCGUUUUUCCUGCGAUGAUACGGUACAUUUUUUACUGUGAGUUCUCCUGUGAUUUCCGCAGCCACCACGAUAGAACCACCAAGAAGCGAAAGUAUUGUUUUUCAAACGGUUUUUUCUACAUUACUUCUGCAAUUUUGACGUCUUCUGUUGUUAGCAAUGUAUUAAUCUAAAUCGUGUUAAUUAAAUCCUUUAAGGCCGUUAAUGCUCUUGUCAUUCCUCAUCACAAGACAGCGUGGUCGGCGGUGACCACCUAAGCGUCGGUAUUAUGAAUCUAUAACACCGGUGAACAAAAUAAUUGCAAUGCGACUUUGCAGGCAAUGAUCCUCUUUGCCAUCAAUAUAAAGAGGACAGUGUCAUAAAGCCUUAAACAAAAAUCUACAUUAAUCGUGGUAGUUUAACCUCCACCGCAGCAAUGGCGAUUUAAAACCUGCCUCGUGUGUUCUCAGCCUGUAGUGUGAUCAUAUUAUUUAUAGAACACAUUCGCAUUUAUUGCCAAAUAAAACCCAACGAAGCCUAUUUUACUGAUGACGUAGAUGAAAUCUCUAGUUUAAGUUUAGUCGGAAAUGAAGUCUAGUAUUCUAUUAAUUUGUAAAUUAAUUUUUCUUUGUAUGUAAGUGUUAUGUAAUAAAGUAAUAAAUAGCGUAUUGUACAUUAUUUUGAUGCUAAUGUUUAAUGUAGGAUUGAGGAAUACAAUGCAGUUAAUAACAGAAUCAAUUUAUAGGAAGAUUUUAAUAUUUCCAGUGCAUUCCAAAGAUGUGUUUUAAUUGAAUAAUGAAAUUAUUUGUCUCCUAUAAUUGUAGUAGGUAUGUUUUUAGGCUUAUGAAAUUCCGCUUUUCUUCUUUUAGUCUUUAACUAUCAAAUAUACAGAUUAUAUACAUAUUCCUAGUGCCGUGAAUUGAAGAUAGUUGAUUAUUCCGUCUUCUGAAUGUUUCCAUAGAUUAUAGAUGUCUAAGCGUCGUAUGCGUCUCCCAUAACACGGUAACUGUCAUGGAAGCUCUAUAAACGCUUAAAUCCUAAAGUGCUAUCAAAUACAUAAUAUUUUGUAGACAAAGCAUUUAUGAUAUUCCAUUUGACAUUGUAAUCGUUCAGUCUAAUGAAAUCUCCUGUAGGAUUAUUAAAUAUUAAAAUUAUUAGUUGUAGUCCUGGAUUUGUGGUGUUUAAGCAUAAUAUUGUAUGUUAUUGAAUCUUGCCAGAAUUUAUUGGUAAUGUUUUGUGUGUCGUUACUCAUUAUAUGGAAAAUACUUUUAAGUUUUUAUUGUGACAUACACUUAAUAUUGAUAUGUUAUGUAACUAACCUUUAAAUACUAUGAAUAAAACUGUAUUUUCAAAGAUAAAAUUAAACACCUUUUUACUCUUACAUUUGGGUAUUGGGUAAUAUGCAUUUUUUUUUCAAAUUAUAUACAUGCAAUUUUUUUUUAAAUUGACGUUAAUUUAUUAGAGUUAUUAUUAUGCCACUAAUAACUCAAUAUAUUUUACUGACCCUCGAUGACCUAACGACAUAAAAUUAUUUUAUGAUUUUAAAAUUAAUUGCGAAAUUGUAAAAAUAUUAUUUUAAUUAUUUCAUUUAUAUCUACUUAAAAUUUAUGAGAUUAUUUUUAUAAACGAAUGAGAGGGAUGAGAGCAGCUGUAGCAUUUUCUUAUAUAUAAGAAUCUGGAUGUUGUGUAACUCAUGCAUAAUAUACAUACAUACAUAGGAUAAAUCGAAUUGUCGUGUUUUAAUGUGUUGUCGGUGUCUGUUAGAUCAUCGUAUAAUCACUUCAUACUAUUGACCCCAUUAUAUCAUCAUUCUGGCAUAUUAAAAGACAAUACCUAGAUCUAAUUAGGUAAGUUCAUUAUGAAUUAUUAAUAAUCGUUCUGAAUUCAAGUGUCUAUUGUAUAAGUAUUUGAGCAAAUAAUAAAUAAUUAUUAUCGGUGUUGAUGUAAUGUUUCGAUGUGAUGUGGCCCCGGCUCGGGAGAGUUUAGCCUUUUUAAAUGUUUCUCGUGAGAGUCCACCGCUCAUGUCGUUGAUCCUUCCUCGGAAUGAGAUUAUCGUUGUUAUGUAUUUUAUUGUAAAUGUAUACCUUACCCCAAAUAGUUACUCAAUAAGUAUUAUUAGUAGAUACUCCGAAAUAUCUAUCGCUUUCAGAUAGGUGUCGUUUGGUUUGUGCGUCAUUCAUUACACGAUUGUCUAACUAUUUGGUGAAUUAAAUCUUGUUCAUGUUACUGUAAUCUUAAAAUUUAAAUACUGUAAUUAUUGAUAUAAAUGACAAUUUACGAGAUAUCAAUUGUUUGUAUUAAAAUUCUAUCCUGAACUUAUUGCUCGUUUCGCCUCCUAAUAAAAUGUUAACUAUAAA
Molecule: messenger RNA, 4644 nt
Organism: Leptidea sinapis
Lineage: Eukaryota; Metazoa; Arthropoda; Insecta; Lepidoptera; Pieridae
Gene: EndoA
Product: endophilin-A
Exons: 12
Coding region: 299-1576 (425 amino acids)
Biological process (GO): synaptic vesicle uncoating
Cellular component (GO): cytoplasm; presynapse; glutamatergic synapse
Molecular function (GO): protein binding
Source: RefSeq, a predicted model, not a curated record